Messenger RNA from Penicillium griseofulvum, 642 nucleotides. RefSeq lists its product as uncharacterized. NCBI's taxonomy places the organism in Eukaryota, Fungi, Ascomycota, Eurotiomycetes, Eurotiales, Aspergillaceae. The transcript has a single exon. The coding region runs from base 1 to 642 and encodes 213 amino acids. The record is from RefSeq and is a predicted model, not a curated record.
AUGCGGGCUAUCAUACAGUCCUCCGCCCUCGCCAGCUUCAAGACCACCCGGGAUGAAUACGCAAAGUACCUUAAAGGCCUGUCUAACGGCGAUAACGGUGGUCAAGGAACGCUCAAUCUCAUCGAAGCGAAGCUACAAUCCUUCGCCAACACACUCUCAAUGUGGGCGCUUAUGAGAAACGGCACCAAGAAGGAUGGAGUUUGCUUCGAGGCACGCUGCAACAACCUGAGGAUUCUGAUGAAAGAGCUGGCACUUCUUGUUGACUGUGCACAGCAUUCUCUGCUCUAUCAAGACUUCUAUGAGGAAGAGGCCCACAUGUUGAAAAUCUUCAGGAUGGCCUCGAUCCAAAUUGGAAGCCUCAGUUUGCAAGGUCUGUCCAACGAUGACAGGGAAGCGUCGGCAAACGCGCGACUUGUGGAGUUGGAGCAAAAGAAGUGGACACGUCGAUCCCCAUCUGAUGACGAUUGGCGACUGGCAAUGUUGCGAGAGUACUGGAAUCGAUUCUACUUCAAAGUUGACGGCUGCAUGUGCGGACAGUGCCUGGGUGUCUAUGUGCAGCACAGAGAUCCAUCUCUGUCGCCUCCACUUCCCCCUCUCCCUGAUCUCUCAACUGAUUAUGUGACUUCCAGUGAGGAGGAAUGA